AUGGCCAUUGAGAAUGAAGGAUUAACAAAAAAGAUAAAUGAAAUGUACCGUUAUGUAUUACGUCUUUAUGAUCGCCUUAUUAAUGGCCAAAAGACACUGGUAACUCUUAUAGAAGUUCAAAUUUUCUUUGACAUUCUUGUAUCAGAUAGAGAGACUCCAGAUGAAUGUGACUCAAGAAAAUGGAAUCCAACUCUCUGGAUGGUCUACAAUAAACAAAUAUAUAAACAAGAAAGCUCUCUUACGAGAUCGUACUCUUGUUCUCACUUGGGAUAUAGAGAUCCAAUUAGAGAGUUGAGCAAAUUUGCUGAAGUCCUUGAUUUGAAUCAUAAUGUUUUUAUGAUUUGCAUGACAUUGUAUUGGAAAGAUGAUCCAAAACUAUAG
Molecule: messenger RNA, 381 nt
Organism: Funneliformis geosporum
Lineage: Eukaryota; Fungi; Glomeromycota; Glomeromycetes; Glomerales; Glomeraceae
Source: the annotation of a GenBank genome assembly